AGGUGAAGCGCAUCGCAAGUUUCUACUUUUCGUUUCGCCACUUCCAUCUCAUCUCAAAACACCCACAGAUUCAAACGAAACUCGUCACCAAAUUACAAUUCCCCGAGAUUUCCACUCCCAACCCACAGCCAGAGCCAACGCCAAAGGCCCGCCCCCAAACCCCGCAGAAAGAGAGGAGUCAAAGCAAAGAAUCAAAAAGUCAAGAUGUCAACCCUAAUUGAAAUUCCCUCCGAGGAAGAAUUCGCCUCUCACAUCAAAUCCCUGCCCCCGACAACCCUAUCGAUUCUCUACUUCCACGCCCCUUGGGCCGCGCCCUGCGCGCAAAUGCGCGCUGUGCUCUCCGCCCUCGCAUCUCAAUACCCCGCCACAACACCCCCAACAACCUCCUUCAUCAGCAUCAACGCCGAAGAACUCCCCGACAUUUCCGAAGACUACGACGUCACUGCCGUCCCCUUCGUAGUCCUUACCCGCAACGGCGAAGUCCUCGAAUCCAUCUCCGGCAGCGAAGCCACCCGCGUCCGUGACGCCGUCGAACGCCACGCCGGCUCAAAAGCCUCCACCGGCACGUCCGCCACAAUCCCCCCGCCGUUGGCCGCUGUGCCCCGCGAGACGGGCCCCACGACGGCUACACAGCCGCCGGCCGGUGCUGCGAACGGGGAUGCGCUAACGCAGGAGCAGUCGAAGGAGGCGCUAUUUGCGCGACUCGCGGAGCUGGUGAAGGCGGCGCCGGUGAUGCUGUUUAUGAAAGGGACGCCGAGUGCGCCGCAGUGUGGGUUCAGUAAGCAGCUUGUGGCGAUUCUGCGUGAGAGAAGUGUUAAGUAUGGGUUCUUUAAUAUCUUGGCCGAUGAGGAUGUGAGGCAGGGGUUGAAGGAGUUUGCGGAGUGGCCUACGUUCCCGCAAUUGUGGGUUAGUGGGGAAUUGGUUGGAGGUUUGGAUAUUGU
Messenger RNA from Aspergillus caelatus, 941 nucleotides. RefSeq names its product PICOT family protein. Gene Ontology annotation, molecular function: 2 iron, 2 sulfur cluster binding. NCBI's taxonomy places the organism in Eukaryota, Fungi, Ascomycota, Eurotiomycetes, Eurotiales, Aspergillaceae. The transcript has a single exon. The annotation marks the transcript as partial. The record is from RefSeq and is a predicted model, not a curated record.